Oreochromis aureus is the source of this 1569-nucleotide messenger RNA. RefSeq names its product SDE2 telomere maintenance homolog (S. pombe) (gene sde2). The coding region runs from base 32 to 1333 and encodes 433 amino acids. The transcript has 8 exons. NCBI's taxonomy places the organism in Eukaryota, Metazoa, Chordata, Actinopteri, Cichliformes, Cichlidae. Gene Ontology annotation, cellular component: nucleus. The record is from RefSeq and is a predicted model, not a curated record.
GCGGAGGAGCUGCGCAUGAGCGUUGUGCAACAUGGAGGUGUCGGUGAGCGCUUUGGGCCGCAGAGGUUCUACCUGCGUGUUUCCGGUCGGUUCUGUGGUCAGGCACGUCCUGGACCGGCUCGUGCCGCUUCCGGAGGAUUUCUACGUCACCAGAGAUGGGCGCCGGGCACACCUGGACGAUCCUCUGGAGCAUGGAGCCGUCUAUCAUCUGGAGCUCCGCCUCGUUGGAGGGAAAGGAGGGUUUGGCUCGAUGCUGCGCGCGCUCGGCGCUCAGAUUGAAAAGACGACCAAUCGAGAGGCCUGCAGGGACCUCAGUGGGCGGAGACUAAGAGACGUCAACCAUGAGAAAGAGAUGGCAGACUGGCUGAAGAAGCAAGCGGAGCGCGAGGCAGAGAAGGAGCAGCGGCGUCUGGAGCGCUUGCAGAGGAAGCUCAAUGAGCCCAAACACCAGUUCACUGACGCACAGUACCAGCAGCAGUGCCACGACCUGUCCGAGCGACUUGAGGACUCGGUGCUCAAAGGUCUGCAGGCUUCCUCCAGCAGCCAGGUGAAGGUGGACGACAUGUGCGGCGCCAAGAGGCUGAACUCUGAUCAGAGCGAGCAGCCUGCGAAGAAGAAGACGAAGACGGCAGGAGGAGGAGGAGGAGGGUGCUUCUGGACGGGGCUGGAGGAGAUGGACGAGCUGAUGAGCUCAGAUGAUGACGAAGCUCCAUCCACAUCCAGCUGUGAAACUGCUGCUGCCAUUGCUACCAUGACAACACGAAGAGAGGCGGCAGAGUCUGAGGAGGGUAGCAGUGGAAGCACCAGAACCGCACAGAUCCCCAAGGAGACCUCCAGAGACCAGACUGGGACACCAUCAGAGGACCGGGAACCUGAGGAAACCUCCAGGGACCAGACUGAGACACCGUCAGAGGACCGGGACCCUGAGGAAACCUCCAGGGACCAGACUGAGAUGCGCUCAGAGGACCGGGAACCUGAGGAAACCUCCAGGGACCAGACUGAGACACCGUCAGAGGACCGGGACCCUGAGGAAACCUCCAGGGACCAGACUGAGAUGCGCUCAGAGGACCGGGACCCUGAGGAAACCUUCAGGGACCAGACUGAGAUGCGCUCAGAGGACCAGCAGCUGGAUUUGCUCUCGGCGUCGUCUGUCAAGCAGCUGGAGUCUCUGGGUUUGGACGUCUUGAAAAAAGAACUGAUGUCUCGUGGGUUGAAGUGUGGGGGAACGCUGUCGGAGCGUGCUGCCCGACUCUUUGCCAUCAGAGGACUGAGCGCAGAUCAGAUCGACCCGCUGCUGCUCGCCAAACCAACAAAGCCCAAGAAGAAGAAAUGAGGUGGAACGCUGAAAGCAGAGUGUUCAGCGUUCCUCUGAGUGCGAGAAUAUUAAUCACGGAGGAUAUUUAGACUCUUUCCUGAUGUGAAAUGAGCUUUCUGAUUGGUUCAGACAAUCACAUGUAUAUUUUAUUAGAGGCUCUGUCCAGUCAGAAAGCAGGAUGUUGACACACAUCUGUGUUUCAGUUUGAAUUUAACCACUUCCUGUUCAGCUUUCAAUAAACGUCUGAAACUAAA